CGCAAUUAUGCACGCACGCAUGAUGCUUUAUACUCUCGCUUAUGGUGGCUUCUUGUCAUAGGCCAGCUGUGCUGACCAAAAUUGAAGGGAGCUCAAGAUGGGCGCGGCUUCCUGUCGUCAGCAGCGUUCUCGGGUACAAAGAAUGGGGCGUUCAUGCACAUUGACACAACAGAGUUCUAACGGACAGCAAAAGAAAGGGAACAAGGAAACAGGAAAAGGGAAAGGAGAGAUAGAACGAAAAAUCAUGAAUAUAGUCACUUGGAUUGUAAGGCAAAGUACACUAACGGCAAGACAGCGGUGUGAACAAGAAAAGCGCCUGGACCAGAGGACUUACCAGAAUGCCGCCAGCUUGAGGACGGCAUGCACCUCCCUCGACAGCUGCUGCACAAUCUUCCCCACCCGCGCAUGAUCGUCCGCCAGGCAGAGGAAGGGGUCAUCGCCCUGGUCCGGGUGGACGCGCAGUGGCAGCACCGUGCGGUCCUGGAUCGGGCGGCCUUGCGGCCCACUCCGAUCCCACGUAUAGAUGCCGACCCUGGAGCCCCUGGCGAGGAAGAACGCCCGACACGUGCGGCGCGCCUCGUCCGUCAUCCCCAGCUGGGUGACGAUUUCGCGGCACUCGUCCAGCGACGGGUCCGGGUGCUCCUUGUCGCCCCAGGUGCAGAAGACUCGGAUGAAGGGGUAUCGGACGAGUUCCUUCACCGGCUCCUCCUCCUCCCUCCCUUCCUGUUUUAUGCGUGGCUCCUCCUCCUUGUGGGUGGGGGUGGUGCUGCUCCGAAUGAGACGAUCCAGAGCUCUAGCGCGCUCCGGGAAGGCCUCACGCACCAGCUUCGAAGAGUUCCCGGGGAUCAGAUCGAUCACCACGAGUGCACAGUCCGUCAGCGGCCAGAGGGGCCUCCCGACGCACUCCGAGAGGCGGAGGUACCGGACGACGCCGGUCAAGGGGUACCGCGCGUUGUAGAUCUCCGCCGCCACCACGUGCGCGGGCAGGGUGUCAUCGAGGUUGUCGGGGAGGAUCUCUCCGUCGCCGGCGAGGCCGAACGUGUCGCUGAGCAGCCGCCCCCAGAGGUCCAGGGAAUGCCCGGGCCGGGGUAUCCACCACUCCUUCUGCUGGUUUGCCUUGGCCUUGAGGAUUUGCUCCCGGAGGGGUUCGUCGUCCCAAUAGUUCCCGGACUUGGACUCCGCGACGCAUUCGCAGCGGUUGGGGACCGUGCCUACUUCGGUAUAUGGGGAUGCGGACGGGACAGCCUUGGUGGACGACAUUCAAUGGAGUGCUCGUCGAGACCGGAGACGGGGAUGAAUGUGGUUCUAUUUAUAUCCAUUCCAUGGGCACAACUGAUGCUAAACACCUUGGACCUGAAGGGUGUCGAGAAGGGAAUCCCUUGGAGCUCCUCGGUUGAAAAGUCGAGAGAAGAUCAAAGCAAGGCGAUCAUAAUCGUUGCGAUGGUCGUGAAAGACGUGUCGGGAAUUAUCUUCGAUGCUUUGUAGUAGCACCGACUGUGUUGCAAGCAUUCGUACAGGGGUCAGGUCGUCUCCAUGGUCGCGACUUCGACACGAAUGGUUAGUUUGACCAGCUGGAACGAUGAUAUCUCAAUCUG
Molecule: messenger RNA, 1595 nt
Organism: Aspergillus brunneoviolaceus CBS 621.78
Lineage: Eukaryota; Fungi; Ascomycota; Eurotiomycetes; Eurotiales; Aspergillaceae
Exons: 2
Coding region: 361-1485 (374 amino acids)
Source: RefSeq, a predicted model, not a curated record